GUCACGGCUACUUGCUAUUGGAGGAAUUGCCAGUUAUUAUUGCAAAUCUAUUUAUUUCAAAUGAGAAGCUUUGGAGCUUUGAAAGAUGUCUCAAGGACACUGCGAUUUGAGGAUUUCUUGCUCUCCGUGGACUCAAACGUUGACUAAACUUUGACUAGACCAGGAGCGAAGAGAAUAUCUUCUUUGAGUGAUUUUGAUGAUAUGCAUUGGAUGCCAAGGCUUUUCAAGCUAUAGAAAUGCAAAUCAAGGAUUCAGAGAUGUUGUUACUUGGACAAGGAUGCUCCAAGCUUACUCGCUGAAGGGGUGGAUUCACAAAGCUAGGCUUCUUUUCAAUCGAAUGCCUGAGAAGAACAUUGUGACUUGGACCGUGAUGGUAUCUGCUUAUGCCCAGGCUGGGCAUCUUGAUAACGCAAAAUAUUUGCUAAAUCAAAUGCCUGAGUGGAGUACGAUUGUCCUUACAAUUAUGAUUGUCGCUUUUUUUAAAGAUGGCUAUGUUGAUUUGGCUAAAGAAAUGUUCGACGAAGUUCCUGUUGCUGAUAUACCCUCUUCAAAUGCAAUGCUUACAGGGUAUGCCCAGACUAGGCAUUUGGAGAGAGCAGAAUUGCUGUUUGAUUCGAUGCCGGAGCGUAAUGUGGUCUCCUGGACUGCAUUGCUAAAAGGAUUUUCAGAUGCUGGAGAUCUUGAGCGCGUGGAGAAACUGUUUGUGGAUACCCCCGAGAGAAACAUCGUAACUUGGAAUGUGAUUGUAAACGCAUUUGCCGCAUUCGGGCAUUUAGAACGAGCCAAUGUGUUACUAAGGAGAAUGCCCGAGCACAAUGUUGUCACUUGGAACGAAAUGAUCACGGCCUUUGCAAACUCUGGAAACAUAGCUUCAGCCAAGAAAAUGUUUGAAAAGAUGCCCGAAAGAACUCUAGCGUCGUGGAAUCUCUUAGUUUCGGCAUACGUCCUGGAAGGGCAUUUCCACGAAGCAAAACUUAUAUUCGAUCGAAUGCCACAACACAACGUUGUUGCGAUCACCGCAAUGAUCCAAGCGCUUUCGUCGCACGGUCGCAUUGACGAGGCCAAGCUCCUGUUUGAUCAAUCGGUAGAGAAGAACAUAGUCACCUACAAUGCCAUGAUCGAGGGAUUUGCCCAGAAUGGUCAGCUCUCCAAAGCCAAGACCCUUUUCAAUUCCAUGCCGAGAAGAGACUCCACCACCUGGAACAUCCUUAUCUCCGCGCACGCUCAAACUGGAUCACUGGAGGAUGCAAAGUUCCUGUAUGAUUCGAUGCCGGAGCCCAAUCUAGUCUCCACGAACACGAUGAUCUCUGCCUAUGCCCAGAUCGGGCAAACCCACGAAGCGCGACGCCUGUUUGAUUCGAUGCCAGCGCUGAGCUCCGUGUCGUGGAACUCGAUGAUCACUGCUUUCAUGCUGAAUGGAGAGCCCCACCAAGGGAGAUUGAUCUUCGAGGAGAUGCCAGAGCCCAACAUCGUGUCCUGGAACGCUCUUCUUCACGGAUUCGCCCUCAAUGGCCACCACAAGGCCGCGAAAGGAGUGUUUGAUGCCAUGCCCUUUCGUGAUGCCGUCGCGAUCACCACAAUGAUCGUCUCCCUGUGCCAGAGUAGCGAUCUUAGAACCGCAACAGCGCUGUUCGAGAGAAUGCCCCACCGAGAUCUCAUCCCCUGGACGGCGAUGGUGGCGGCAUUCGCCUACUCUGGCUUGGCCGAUCGCGCAGCGCAGUUAUUUCGAGCCCUGGAGAUGGAUGGGAUCGAGCCUAACCAGAUCUCCUUCACCAGCAUUCUCAUCGCUUGCAGCCACGCCGGGAAGCUCGAUCUAGCGCGCCAGCUCCUGCGCCUGAUGAUCCAAGACCACGAAAUCCUUCCACUGCGCGAGCAUUUCUCCCUGAUCGUCGACGGGCUAGGCCGGAUCGGGCAGCUCCGCCUGGCCGAGGAGAUGAUCCACGCGAUGCCAUUCGUGCCGGAUCCUGUCGCCUAUGGCGCGCUGCUCGGCGCAUCCAAGAUCCAUCGCGAGGACCAAGCACAAGCGCGAGGCGUCGCGCAAACCCUAGCAAAGCUCGAUCCAGCGAGCGUGACGCCGUAUGUAACGCUCUCCUCCAUUGGAUAGCCGCCACGUGGCUGUAUCUUCCAAAAGGUUAACGUGGCAGUUAGUACCGACUACACCUGGCAGGCUUACUAAGAAUAGGAGCUCGGUUUUCCACUGGGACUUUGUCAAGGACACGUCCUUGCUCAAGAGUGGGGACGGCGGUGGCGUGUGAGUGGAGCGCUCUUUGCCGUUUAAAGAGAAGCGAUCAAUGUUUGUUUUCUUGUUCUAGAGAGGAAGAAUUCCCGGAUAA
Messenger RNA from Selaginella moellendorffii, 2333 nucleotides. Its product is annotated as pentatricopeptide repeat-containing protein At4g02750. The record is from RefSeq and is a predicted model, not a curated record. Gene Ontology annotation, molecular function: protein binding. The coding region runs from base 197 to 2104 and encodes 635 amino acids. Lineage: Eukaryota; Viridiplantae; Streptophyta; Lycopodiopsida; Selaginellales; Selaginellaceae. The transcript has a single exon.